Messenger RNA from Gossypium raimondii (Peruvian cotton), 639 nucleotides. Its product is annotated as 50S ribosomal protein 6, chloroplastic. The transcript has a single exon. The coding region runs from base 142 to 498 and encodes 118 amino acids. Gene Ontology annotation, cellular component: chloroplast; ribosome. Gene Ontology annotation, molecular function: structural constituent of ribosome; rRNA binding. Gene Ontology annotation, biological process: translation. The record is from RefSeq and is a predicted model, not a curated record. NCBI's taxonomy places the organism in Eukaryota, Viridiplantae, Streptophyta, Magnoliopsida, Malvales, Malvaceae.
CAUACUGUGCGUAAAAGGAUAACGCACGUAAUCCAAAAGCAAAGGUUCGGAGACGCCCAUUUCGUUUCACUCUUUUUUUUUUGUGCCUAAAACCUACAGAACCGAAGGCAAAAGAAAGUGAACUAACCGAAGAAGAAAACCAUGGGAAUGCCGCUAGUUUCCAUUGCUUCAGCUCCCAAAAUCACCUUUGUUCCCAAUUCCAUCUCUCUACCUUCAAUUAAGGUGCGUAAUAUUCCAUCUUCGACAGCUUCCACCGGUGGGUUGUCGAUAGAAUGUUCGUCGAGGCCGCAGAAGAAGGCAACGAAGCAUCAUAUGAAGACCAGGCCACGCAAGACGCAGCCAUGGGACAUAAGGAGGAAACCCACCGUUUACGCUCCUUUGCCUCCGCUGCCUCCUGAUUGGGCCUUAGUUUCAAGCGUCGGAGAAAAUGAUGGCGCCGAUGUUGCUGAGGUUGGUCUCGCUGGCUCUGCUCUACAGGCUCCUGCUUCAACUGGGUAGUUUUUUUUUUCACUGUUCAUCGUUAUGUUGGUUGUACCGUAUUUGCUUCUCCAGUUUUUUUGAAAUAUGAUUUAAUUAAACUGAAAAAUGUACUCUGAUGAACAUCUAUGCAUUUAAAUCUGUCUUAGAUUUCGAGGUGAA